This is a messenger RNA of Sitophilus oryzae (rice weevil), 3685 nucleotides long. Its product is annotated as transient receptor potential cation channel subfamily A member 1-like. Gene Ontology annotation, molecular function: protein binding; monoatomic ion channel activity. NCBI's taxonomy places the organism in Eukaryota, Metazoa, Arthropoda, Insecta, Coleoptera, Curculionidae. The record is from RefSeq and is a predicted model, not a curated record. Gene Ontology annotation, biological process: transmembrane transport; monoatomic ion transport. Gene Ontology annotation, cellular component: membrane.
GCGGCUGAGAGCGGCAAUCUGGACAUGUUUCAGAAACUCUACCUCCAGGAUCCCAGUCGGCUGUCGCUCAGAGAUCCCAGAGGGAGGACCACAGCUCACCAGGCCGCGUCCAGGAACAGGACGAAUAUACUCACGUUCAUCAGGCAACAGGGCGGAGAUUUAAAUGCCCAAGACAAUGCUGGAAACACUCCUUUACACGUUGCUGUUGAAUAUGAGGCUCUGGAUGCAAUAGACUACCUGUUGUGUUGUGGUGUUAAAACAGACGUUCUCAAUGAAAAGAAGCAGGCUCCGGUACAUUUGGCAACGGAGCUCAACAAAAUUACGGUUUUAGAGGCGAUGUCAAAACACAAAGACAAGAUAGAUAUUCAACAAGGUGGUGAACACGGUCGAACUGCACUUCACAUCGCUGCGAUAUACGAUCACGAUGCCUGUGCAAGACUUUUGCAGCAAUACGUAACGGAACGAAGUACAAUGAGUAGCCCAAGAAAACCUUGCAACAACGGAUAUUAUCCUAUUCACGAAGCGGCAAAAAAUGCCUCGUCCAAAACCAUGGAAGUAUUUUUACAGUGGGGUGAAUCUCUAGGUUGUUCUAGGGCAGAAAUGAUCUCGUUCUACGAUGCAGAGGGCAACGUUCCUCUGCAUUCUGCCGUACAUGGUGGAGAUAUCAGAGCAGUGGAGCUAUGUAUAAGAUCUGGUGCGAAGAUUUCCACACAACAACACGAUCUAUCCACACCAGUACAUCUAGCUUGCGCCCAAGGCGCUAUAGAAAUAGUGAAAAUCAUGUUCCAAAUGCAACCAGAAGAAAAGCAGGCAUGUUUGGCAUCGUGUGAUGUACAGAAGAUGACACCGUUGCAUUGUGCCGCCAUGUUUGAUCAUCCCGAAAUUGUUGAGUACCAUAAGCGAGGAGCCGAUUGUAACCCGAUGGAUAAGGAGAGGAGGUCGCCAUUGUUGUUGGCGGCCUUGAGAGGAGGUUGGAAAACGGUUCACACAUUAAUACGACUAGGAGCAGAUAUCAACAUAAAAGACAUCAACAAAAGGAAUGUUCUCCAUUUGGUAGUUAUGAAUGGAGGAAGAUUAGAGCAAUUUGCUGCUGAAGUGAGUAAGGCCAAGACCACCGAGAGCCUUCUACAACUCCUGAAUGAAAAGGACCUUACCGGUUGUUCCCCGUUGCACUACGCGAGCAGAGAAGGGCACAUCAGAAGUUUGGAGAACCUAAUAAAAUUGGGCGCUUGUAUCAACUUGAAGAAUAACAAUAACGAGAGUCCCUUACAUUUUGCGGCGAGGUAUGGUCGCUACAAUACAGUGAAACAACUUCUAGACUCAGAAAAAGGCAAUUUCAUUAUUAAUGAAAGCGAUGGAGAAGGAAUGACACCGCUACAUAUUGCGUCAAAGCAGGGCCACACAAGAGUUGUCCAAUUAUUACUAAACAGAGGCGCACUUCUUCACAGAGAUCAUAACGGCAGAAAUCCUCUACACUUAGCCGCAAUGAACGGAUAUACUCAAACUAUUGAACUCUUGCUCUCGGUGCAUUCGCAUUUGCUCGAUCAAACAGAUAAGGAUGGCAACACUGCACUGCAUCUGGCAACGAUGGAGAACAGACCAAACGCUAUAGUAUUGCUGUUGUCGAUGAAAUGUAAAUUGCUGUACAACCAGUCGGAUAUGAGCGCUAUCGACUACGCCAUUUACUAUAAGUAUCUGGAAGCUGCCUUGGCAAUGGUUACACACGAGGAUAGGGCUGAAGAAGUAAUGCUCUUGAAAUCUUCAAAAUAUCCAUCAGUUUCUUUGGCUCUGAUAGCGGCGAUGCCUAGAGUAUUUGAAGCAGUUCAAGAUAAGUCAAUAAUGAAGUCAAACUGCAAGAAGGAUUCAAAAACGUUUUCGAUAAAAUAUAACUUUAGUUGUCUUCAAUGUAACAAUCUUGUGGAGAAUGGCGACGAUAAAAAUACUGAGAAACCUAUGCCUUUACCAGCCCUCAAUGCAAUGGUCACUCACGGACGAGUAGAAUUGCUAGCUCAUCCACUGAGUCAGAAAUAUCUCCAAAUGAAGUGGAACUCUUACGGAAAAUACUUCCAUCUGGCAAAUCUGCUAUUUUACUGUCUAUUUCUAGGCUCCGUCACCUGCUUCACCUCUCAGCUCAUGGAACACGAAGCUGCGCUGAAUUUUAGCUACAUGAACUAUGCCAACAUGACCAAAACCUCGCAAUUUUCAGAAAGAAAAUCAGAAAUUCUAAACGUCCAUAUCAAUUAUUCCAUGCACAUCAGCGCUCUAGCUAUUUUGGUCUACAUCGUAGUCAGUGCAGGUAGAGAACUAGCCCUAGUAUUCCAGCAAAAGUUUUUAUAUUUCAUAAACCCUAUCAAUUUGGUUACUUGGCUCCUAUACAUUGCGGCCAUAGUGAUGGUAUUUCUAAAUUAACUUUAUUUACUGAGAUUGCAAAGGUUUGACCAAGUGGGAAUCUACGUGGUAAUGUUCCUGGAAAUUCUGCAAACUCUUAUCAAAGUCUUGAUGGUGUUCUCCAUAUUAAUUAUUGCGUUCGGACUAGCUUUUUAUAUUCUUCUUUCAAGAGGUGAUCACUUAUCUUUUAAAUCUAUACCGAUGUCACUGAUAAGAACCUUCUCAAUGAUGCUGGGAGAAAUAGACUUUCUUGGUACCUACGUCAAACCAUAUUACUACUAUCUCAACACCAAAGAAGACGAAAAUACUUUCUUACCAUUUCCUAUGCCUGCGUUCCUAAUGCUGGGCCUAUUUAUGGUUCUCAUGCCGAUUUUACUAAUGAAUCUGCUUAUUGGUUUGGCAGUUGGUGAUAUCGAAAGCGUCAGAAGAAAUGCCCAGUUGAAGCGCUUAGCUAUGCAGGUGGUUUUGCACACUGAACUAGAACGAAAAUUACCAAAAAGAUGGUUGGAAAAGGUAGAUAAACAGGAACUGGUCGAAUAUCCCAAUGAAGCUAAACAUAAGAAAGGCUUUGUAGACUUUAUUUUGAAGAAAUGGUUUGGCAGUCCUUUUUCAGAUGAGUGUGAUCUAGCUAUGGAAAACUCGGAAGACUACGUUAUAUCAGAACUUGAGAAAACAAAAAGAAAACUUCGAGAUAUUUCACAGUCGUUGGAAACUCAGAGCCACUUUCUUAGGCUCAUAGUACAGGCGGAAGGCGAGGAGCUCGAAAGAGUAGAGAGGUAUGACUACCUGGGUACAAGUGUCGACUGCACCGCGGAUUAUUGUUCAGAAAUAAAGAUUCGCAUUGAGAAGGCCUGCGCAUCCUUUGUGGAGAUUAAGAAGCUGCUCUGCAGCCGCGAUUUGAGCCUAGAUCUGAGAACUCGUAUGCUCAAAUGUUAUGUAUUCCCAGUCCUUUUGUAUGGUAUGGAAGCUUGGACCCUCAACGAGCUUUGCGAGCGGAAACUGGAGGCCUUCGAGAUGUGGACAUACCGUAGGAUGUUGAGAAUACCAUGGACAGAACAUGUAACCAACGUGCAGGUUCUGAGAAGAAUGGGGAAGGGCGUAGAGAUCCUCAAGGAAGUGAAAAAAAGAAAAUUGCAAUAUCUCGGCGAUAUCAUGAGAGGUCCAAGGAAAAAGAUCUGUUGGAAGGAGAAGAAUAUCCUGCGAAAAUGGUUUAAUGUCACGUCAUCUGACCUAUUCAGGGCCGCAGCUUCCAAGGUCAAAAUAGCAAUGAUGAUAGCCAACCUUCGAUAUGGAGACG